Molecule: messenger RNA, 471 nt
Organism: Aureobasidium musti
Lineage: Eukaryota; Fungi; Ascomycota; Dothideomycetes; Dothideales; Saccotheciaceae
Source: the annotation of a GenBank genome assembly
AUGUCUGACACGCAAUUNAAAAGAAAGCGCUCCCAGCGUGACAAGGCUCCUGCCACCACUUUGCCAAAACGCCAGAAGAGCGACCACCUGGACCAGGACACGGCCACCACCACGCCCAAGCCCGUCAAGACGCAAACACCAAAGUCUACACCAAAGACGCAGAUCAUUGAUCAACUCACCACUCCCUCCACCAACCUCCCACAAACUGCUGCCUCGGCCGACAAGAAUGCGCUACAAGUAGUCACCACUCCAGGUCAAGGAAAGAAGGCGAGGCGAGGUAGAAGAAAGGGAACCGAUCGCGUCGCCAUCGAUCAGGCUCAGGUCGUCGAUAAGCCACAAACAAGACUUGACGGCAGGUCGCCAUGGUCGCUGUCUAAGCCAUUGGGUGGCAGAUUUAUUCUGCACGAUCCAGUCUUUGCCCAGGACGAGAGGUAUGCUCAAUCUUGCCUACACUCCCAAAACACCGUCUAA